Messenger RNA from Sorex fumeus (smoky shrew), 2874 nucleotides. It is a transcript of the gene NEDD9, whose product is annotated as neural precursor cell expressed, developmentally down-regulated 9. Gene Ontology annotation, biological process: cell surface receptor protein tyrosine kinase signaling pathway; cell migration. The coding region runs from base 123 to 2612 and encodes 829 amino acids. Gene Ontology annotation, cellular component: plasma membrane; cytoplasm. Gene Ontology annotation, molecular function: protein binding. The transcript is spliced from 7 exons. NCBI's taxonomy places the organism in Eukaryota, Metazoa, Chordata, Mammalia, Eulipotyphla, Soricidae. The record is from RefSeq and is a predicted model, not a curated record.
GGACGCUGGACCCGCCGUUCUCUCUCCGGGUCCGCGCAGUGCUCCAUGGAGGGGCGGCCACGUCGGUGCUCACUGCAGACCCAGUAGCGCAGCAGAAGAGGCCACUGACCGCUGCCGCCGAGAUGAAGUAUAAGAAUCUUAUGGCAAGAGCCUUAUAUGACAAUGUCCCAGAGUGUGCUGAGGAAUUGGCCUUUCGCAAGGGAGACAUCCUAACUGUCAUAGAACAGAACACCGGAGGUCUGGAGGGAUGGUGGCUCUGCUCCUUACACGGUCGUCAAGGCAUUGUCCCUGGCAACAGGGUGAAGCUUCUUAUUGGCCCUGUGCAGGAACCCUCCAUUCAAGACCAGCCUUCUUCUGGACUGUUGCAACAGAGUUUUGGCCAACAGAAGCUCUAUCAAGUUCCAAACCCACAGGGUGCUCAAGACACUGUCUACCAAGUGCCACCUUCUUACCAGAACCAGGGGAUUUAUCAAGUACCUGUUGGCCAUAGUGCCCAAGAACAAGAUAUCUAUCAAGUGCCACCAUCCGUGCAGAGGGGCCCUGGGGGCGCUAACAGUUCCUACUCAAGCAAAAAGGUGAUAACCCCAGUGAGAACAAACCUUGGCUAUGUAUAUGAGUACCCAACCAGAUACCAAAAGGACACCUAUGAUAUCCCUCCUUCCCAUGCCACUCAAGGGGUAUAUGACAUCCCUCCAUCAUCAGUGAAAAGCUCUGCAUUCUCAGUUCCAGUGGGAGAGAAGAAACCUCAAGGGGUAUAUGACAUCCUUCCUACCAAAGGGGUAUAUGGUAUUCCAUCUGCUUCUAGCCAAGAGGAAGCAGGACUCAGGGAAAAGGAGUAUGAUUUUCCCCCUCCAAUAAGACAAGCUGGAGGGUUAAAAGUCAGACCUGAGGGUGUUUAUGACAUCCCCCCAACUAGCACCAAGACAGGGGAAAAGGACGUUCAUAUAAAAUACCACUGUGAUGCUAUAGGAGUUUCUGAAGAGGCCGCGCAAAAACACCCAAGUGCAUCCCCAAGCCAUAUACCCCGACAGCUGGGACAGUCAGCAGGCACUCAGAACGAUGCUUAUGAUGUCCCCCGAGGGGUUCAAUUUCUUGAGCCACCAGCAGAAACCAGUGAGAAAGCAAACUCUGAAGAAAGAUAUGGAGUUUAUGAUGUUCCUCUACACAAUUCGUCUGAAACCCAAGGCUCCCAGGAUGUGGUAGAUGGGAUCAAUAGGUUGUCUUUCUCCAGUACAGGCAGUACCCGGAGUAAUAUGUCCACGUCUUCCACAACCUCAAAGGAAUCUGCAUUGUCAGCCUCCCCUUCUCAGGACAAAAGACUCUUACUGGAUCCAGACACAGCCAUUGAGAAUCUUCACCGGCUCCAACAGACCCUAGAAAUGGGUGUCUCCAGCCUAAUGGCAUUGGUCACCACAGACUGGCGAUGCUACGGAUACAUGGAACGAAACAUCAAUGAGAUACGCACCUCAAUUGACAAGGUGGAAUUGUCCCUGAGAGACUAUCUUCAUUUUGCCAAGGGAGCUGUCGCAAAUGCUGCCUGCCUCCCUGAACUCACCCUCCACAAUAAAAUGAAACGGGAGCUCCACAGAGUAGAAGACUCCUACCAGAUUCUGAGUCAAAUUAGCCAUGAUCUAAAUGUGUGUAACUGGUCCCUGAAUAUCCUAGCCAUCAGCAAGCCCCAAAACAAACGUGAUGAUCUGGACCGAUUUGUGAUGGUGGCAAAGACAGUGCCAGAUGAUGCCAAGCAGCUCACCACAACCAUCAAUAACAAUGCAGAAUCUCUCUUCAGAUCAGGUCCUGGUAGCUCACAUGGGAUGAAUGGACCUGAGAGCAUCAUGAACUCUGUCGAAUACCACCCUGGUCACCAGAUGCUGCAUCCUGGGGAACACAAGAACCAGGCCCUCAAUAAGCCAUUGACCUCACACUUAAGAAAGGACCAAGCCCCUGAAUGUAGUAGCAGUGACGGUUCUGAAAGGAGCUGGAUGGAUGAUUAUGACUAUGUCCACCUACAGGGAAAGGAGGAGUUUGAGAAACAACAGAAAGAGCUAUUGGAAAAAGAAAAUAUCAUCAAACAGAACAAGAUGCAAUUGGAACAUCAUCAGUUAAGUCAGUUCCAGUUGUUAGAACAAGAAAUUACAAAACCUGUGGAGAAUGACAUCUCCAAGUGGAAGCCCUCUCAGAGUCUCACAACCACAACCAGCAACGUGAGUGCUCAAGACAGGCAGUUGCUUUGCUUCUACUAUGACCAGUGUGAGACCCAUUACAUUUCUCUUCUCAACGCCAUUGAUGCUCUCUUCAGUUGUGUUAGCUCAGCCCAGCCCCCACGGAUCUUCGUGGCCCACAGCAAAUUUGUCAUCCUAAGUGCGCACAAACUGGUGUUCAUUGGAGAUACUCUGACACGGCAAGUUGCUUCACAGGACAUUCGCAACAAAGUCAUGAACUCCAGCAACCAACUGUGUGAACAGCUCAAAACCAUAGUCACCGCCACCAAGACUGCUGCCCUCCAUUAUCCCAGUACCACCGCUUUGCAAGAAAUGGUACACCAGGUCACAGACCUUUCCAGGAGCACUCAGCUAUUCAAACGCUCUUUGCUGGAGAUGGCAACAUUCUAAGGAGAAAAGGGAGGGUCUACGCUGGUUACUAUGGAAAACUGGAAAUACUGUCUGGUUUUUGUAAAUGUUAUCUAUUUUUGUAGAUAUUUUAUUAUUAAAAUUUUAUAAGCCAAAUACAGUGGUUUGAUGUAGGUUAUAUUUUUGAUUCUUCUGUAUAAAUAAGCAUUUUAAGAUGUUAAGCGUACAAAAAAAAUUCCAUUUGUAUGUCUACGUAUUCAUGUUUGUUUGUAGAUGUUUGAUAAACAUUCCAUUAAAGAAAUAA